CGAGGAGUAGUGAAGAACUUUUUAAAAUAUGGAAGAUACUUGAUCACACCACAGAAGAGAGAUUAGUGGAAAACUUCGAUGCUGUGAGAGUUCUUGAUACCUUGCAAGAAAUUCAGUUUUCCUUAGUGGAACAAAAACUUGAUUUUCAGAUGAAAGAAGACUUGCAUAUCCUUCCAGGUGAACUUCCUGAUGGCAGACUGGAAGUGAUUUGAAAUGAUGCAGAUCACAGACAACAGUGAGCGAAGAAAUGAUACAGAGAUGGUAGCUGACGUAGAAAUUUCAAGCAAGAUCUAUCGAGAGAUGCAAUCACCUCGUGCACUUCCAAGUCCAAUGCUUGUGGAUGCAUCGAAGAUAAUAGAUAAGUCUAAGGGAAAGUUGCCUUCUACUCCACAAAAACGACAGCCACGUCAACCGCAGGUGGAAACACCAACAAAGAGAAGACGCAUAUCAUUGGAGAAGGAUGAGUUACCUAAUGCAGGUACUGCAAUUGUAGCUCCUGCUCCUCUAGAAGAGCAUGUUACAGACAAGGAUAUGGACAUAGAGCUGGAAUCUUUAUACUCGAGCUUGGACGGAUUUGUGAUAAAGAAGAAACAUUUAAUUAUCGAUAAGAAAAUAGUCAAAACAAACGCGGUGUUAAUGAAAUGGCAUGAAAAUAUAAAUUUUGGAUGCGUAAAAAUGGAGAAACCGAAUGUACGCGUAAUAUCGUCUGUCGACCUCAUGAAACGGCCUUCGCAUUCACCACGAUGCGCUCAAGCUUUGCUUAAUCUUUUUGUCAAUCACACUAGAAGACCAUGCCAGAAUACACACGAAGACGCCGCGCCUAUUUUUAUGCAAUGUACGAGACAGAUCCAUAUUCAAAUACUCAGACGUCAAACAUUCUCGUUAAAGCAUGAUAUUACGAAUAAAUGUGUAUCUUCGCUUUCAGCUCGAGAAGAGAUACGUGAAUUACAAACAACGGAGGAUCGUACAGGGCUAAUGACAAGCAGGCUCGUCGAGCCUGAAGAACAUUCUUCUGAGCAACUCAGUACUGUCAUGCCUGUUCAAGCUCCAUGGGUUAUCGACGAACCAUUGCAUCGAGAGAUGAAAGCAGACGUGGAAGACACUAACAGUAGCUUAGAAGAUAUAAACGUUCUAAUGAACAAAAUGGAGAUACACCCCACAACAAAAGACAGAAUUUCAUUAUCUUCUUGUUCAACCGAGAAAUCGCAAUACGCAUACUUGACGAGCCGGGAAGUUCUAACUUUGCUUGAGGUGCUAUGGUGUAAUCAACCGUAUGUAAAGUUCAAAGACUUCAUCCCGAAAGAUACACACUCGAAACAGAAUGCAUAUACGAAACAGGACGCUGCCACAGUUUUCUGUAUCCUUCUUGACCUCCAUGCUCAGAAGAAGGUCAUUCUACAUCAAACCGAAUUUUACCACACUUUAUGGAUCCAGAAAUAUGAAGAAUACUCUGAUUAAAUGUGACCGCAAUAUAUAUUAUAUUAUAGUCAAGUCAGUUUAGUGACUAAUUCAAAGUUUCGUGUGCAAUUUGACUUAUUUUGUAAUUUUAACUUAUUUUAUAUAGUUUUAACUUAUUUUAAUUUAAUUCAUUUUAUUAAUUUAACUUACCUUAAGGAAUUAAUAUAGAUUGACUGAAUUUACGAAGUUGAGGAAAAAAUGUUCUGACAAGUUUUCAAAAGAAAUGUAAGGAAAAAUAAAACUAUUUUUAAGGUCGUACUUUACCCCACUUUUACUUCACACAUUUUCAAACUGUAACAAUGAAGAUUUGCACUCGCUGUUCGCUUGGUGUAUACCCAGCUUAAAGACAGAUGUAUUUCAACAGAUGGUUAAAAAACAAAUCUCAAGACUCGACCUUCGAUUCUUGCGCAAUCGGGAGAAUUACAAACGAUAAAUCCUUAUCGAAUUCGCGUGCGUAUCGCAGUUGAAGAUUUGCGGAAGUAGUCGUUUGUUGCGAUACGACACGCGAGAGACGUCACCGAUAACAGGUCGGCACCGUUACUCAUCGGCAAGUCACAAUAAGCUUGAUUUUCUUUGGCCGGACGAUAAUCUAGUCGAAUGUUUGUCGCUUAUCGCGACGGCGCCGCUCGGAUUUACGUUGUUACGCCCGCCGCUGUACGCGAUGUUAUGCUCAAGGUGGUGAUUCAGCUCACCUCGCGUGUUUCCUGUUUUUCCUUUCUCCGCGCUAUUAAUCGCCGAAACUAGUCGAGGCCGUAACUGCGAUUACGUAACAUCUCACGCAUCCCGUGACGCUUCUCGUUUCGUUCCGAAAGCGUCUCGCCUGCGAGACACAAACUGUUGCCCGCGUUUCCCUCCACU
Molecule: messenger RNA, 2316 nt
Organism: Dinoponera quadriceps
Lineage: Eukaryota; Metazoa; Arthropoda; Insecta; Hymenoptera; Formicidae
Exons: 9
Coding region: 214-1458 (414 amino acids)
Source: RefSeq, a predicted model, not a curated record